Arabis nemorensis is the source of this 180-nucleotide messenger RNA. NCBI's taxonomy places the organism in Eukaryota, Viridiplantae, Streptophyta, Magnoliopsida, Brassicales, Brassicaceae. The record is from the annotation of a GenBank genome assembly.
AUGAAACAAUCGGCCAAACUACAUAACCACAUCAACAAGAGAAAUGCUCUUAUCCCUGGUUAUUACAAGUAUGGAAGUAAAGAUAAAGAUUUUAGUUUGUUUUGGGAACUGCAGUUUGAUGCAGUGGUUAUGGUGAUUUGGAUUCCGGCGGUUGCGGUUCCGACAGUUAUGGUCAUUUAG